Messenger RNA from Phragmites australis (common reed), 1822 nucleotides. RefSeq names its product protein GRAVITROPIC IN THE LIGHT 1-like. Bases 364 to 1665 code for a protein of 433 amino acids. The record is from RefSeq and is a predicted model, not a curated record. Lineage: Eukaryota; Viridiplantae; Streptophyta; Magnoliopsida; Poales; Poaceae. Gene Ontology annotation, biological process: response to red or far red light; negative gravitropism. The transcript is spliced from 2 exons.
ACAAAAGAAACCCCCCACCUCGCUCCCACUCCCCCUUCCCGACCUUUUCUUUUUCGAAUCCAUUGGAGCCCACGAGGUCGUUGCCUCCCCCACCCAAAACCCUCUCUCUACCUCUGCUCUUCACUGAACCAGUGAGCCUCGUCACCUAGAGUUGGAUUGGAUCCUCGAAGAUUCCGCGCGAUCUCAUCAUCUCACUCUUGCUGCGGCCUUUUCUUUGCAAGGCUUUUCGCUUCUUGGAUCCGCGCAGGUGUGCAAGAAUGACAGUUCUUGGAGUUUCAGGUCCCAGCCGCUAAAAGACUGAAGAACGAGAACGCUCGGAGUUGGCCGCUGCUCAGUCUCGUCUUGCACGGCAGAAUCUUGCAAAUGGAUACGGCAAAGGGGAAGCUGAGGAGGUCGUCUUCCAGUCUGCUUCUGCGCAUCACGGACAUAUGCAAGGUGCAUUCCGUCAGCGUCGCGUCGGGCAUCGGUGAUAAGCUGAAGGCCGAUAGCACCAGGGAGAGCAGCGAAGACGGUGUACAGCUGAAGGUGCAUCCACACCAAGUAUCUGACCUUGAGAGCUGCUCUGGAAGCUCUACUACCCGUUAUGACGAAGUAGUUGUCGAGAAGCUUUUCGAUGCAAUUUCUGGUCUGAAGUUGGCUUAUGUCAAGGUUCAACAAGCGCAUGUGCCAUAUGAUCCUGAAAAGAUCGUGAUCACUGACGAGUAUUUUGUUUCGGAGCUUGAAGAGACCGCUGGGCUUAAAGAUCUGUAUGUUAGUGUGAACAAAUGGAGCAACCCAAUGUACCAGUCUCAUAUGAGCUCAAGAAUUCAUGAGCAUCAGAAGCUCGCAGUGGAGUUGCAGGCUGCCACUUGCAAGAAGGAUUCUGAAAUUGUUUUGUUGCGAGCAGAGUUGGAAGAACUGGAAAGGAGUAAUAUGGAACUGGAGGAGAAGAUUGAUGGGAGAGUGAUGCACAGACAAAAAAGUUUCGACAUUGGGAGGGGGGAAUUAAUAGAUAUGAUCAGUGAGUUGUUUGAGAGUUCAUCAAAGUGUAUACAUGAUUUUGCAAAACUCGUCGUCGGUUUGAUGAAAGUUUCUGGAUGGGACCUCGACUUCUCGAAAUUUCCAUUCAACCAUUCUGUUGUGUAUGAGAAAAGGGCUCACAAGAAGUAUAGUGUUGAGGCAUACUUUACUCGGGCAAUGCUUACGGGGACCAAAGAGGAGUAUUUUUCCAUGGAUUCUUUUGAUUAUGUUAUGAGUUUCAGGGAUCCAUUUGAUGCUCUUGUUGAGGCCCCAAAUUCUACUUUUGGAAGAUUUUGCCAAGAAAAGUAUCUGGUCGCUGUACCCAGGAGUAUGGAGAAUUCCUUCUUUGGAAAUUUGGAUCAUAGAGCAUUUAUCGAGAGCAGUGGUCAUCCAAGGACACACUUUUACCAGGCAUUUGCGAGAAUGGCUAGAUAUGUUUGGGCAUUGCUCACAGUUGCUCGUUACAUGAAGCCAAAAGCUGAAAUGUUCUUCGUCAGGAGUGGUGUUCAAUUUCAAAAGAAACACAUGGAAAGUAUACCAGCCAAGUUGACCACAGAAGAUGCAAAGGUCAGUGUUGGGUUUACAGUAAUGCCAGGGUUUAAGAUUGGAUGCACUGUCAUCAGGUGCAGGGUCUAUCUGUCCAAGGUCAAUGCAGGGGACUCCUAAACACAUCAUAUAACAACAUCAAUAGGUAAGCAGAACCUGAGAUAGCUUUAUAGUAGUUGUAUCGAAUAAGCCUGUGUUGAGAUCUUCCUGUAUUACAACUAGGAACAUAAGCUAAUAGAUGACUCAAAGUACUAACUUGUUGUAAAGUAUUAUGAUG